AUGACCCAGUGGUCAGAGUUGUAUGAAAGCUGGAGUGAAGAAGAGGACGUUGAUAUGAACUGCGGACUCCUACAGGUGAUGGCCGAGGAGGAUGAAGAGAAAAACCUCUACAACGAUGAAACUUUUGGGAUGGAUUUAGAUGGAGAGAACCCAGGAGAAGAUCCUAGUAACGGUUUCCUACAGCCUCUGCUGCCAGCACCAACCCCACCACCUCCACCCUCCCCUCAAAAAUGGAGGACCCGGGCCCUGACCAACGGCCCUUUGGGGCAGAGAGGCAAGGUCCAGUGGGCUGGGAAGGGCAGGGCUCGCAUGUUUGAGGACCCGGCUGUGAUGAGCAUUGUAGAAGGGAAAAUUAGCCUGAAGAGCCUUGACACUGCAAUAGUGGAUUGUGGGUCUGCUGUGUCUGGGGAUGUCUUUGAUUCAGAUGCUCAUAACACAAUAGUGUGUGUGAUUGAUGGUAACGGGGGCAGACGUCAUCGUAUGCCCUCCAACUUCCUGGACUCAAUGCAUCCUUGGUCCUCUCUCAGAGGGAGAGGGGACCCCAGGAGACCCUACUCAAAUAGACCCUUUGGUCAAAGAAGCCUAACUCAGGUCUUUCCUAUGAUGAAUACAACACCAGGGUCACCGUGCAUCUCACAGCAACCUUUAUCCCCACAACCAGUCAAUAAUCAGCCUCUCACCCCCAAGAUGAUGCAGCUCCGCUUCGGCGCACACUCGCCAAGACCCUCAUCUUUCUACAGCCCCUUGUCCAAUUCAGUUCAGCAUUUCAGGUACCCUGGUCCGGUCACUCAGCUCCACCCUGAACACAGGCGACGAUUUCUCAACCAGAAACAAGAGACGAGGCACAGGAAAUCCAAGAGUUGGGAUCCAUAUUGUAAUCUGAUGAGUGUCAAAGAUAAGGAAUGGAUCACCAGGUUACAGAUGAUACAACUUCAAUGUGAGAACCCCUACCUAGAAGACUACUAUUACCAGGAGUUCUACCGGCGAAUGGAAACCAAGAUGGCAGAAGAAGAACUGGGCAUCAGAAACAAAAAGGAGCCGCUCAAACUCACCACACCAUACAUCUCAAAAACGGGCCCCUAUACACCAGUGGUGCACAUCGAGGGCUCGUUGGGUCAGGUUGCUGUGUCAACCUGCAACUCCCCUCGUCGUGCCAUCAGUGCUGUUCAUGCGGCUUCAGUUCAAAGUCAACAAGAGGAACACAAAGACAACAGCCGCCAACGAUUGGAGGUCCUGAAAAAAAUCGAAGAGAUGUUCCUAGUACUUCUGGAGGUAGAAGAGGCAGACAGGAUGAAUACCACGGUGGUGGCUGAAACCACAGAACAAAGACUGACAGAAAAUCCCCGAAGGAAGGUGGAGCAAAUCUUCACCCAGCUGCAGCACCAUGACGCCCUGGAGACGGGUGUCGAGUUUCUGUCUUGUUUGCUGAUCCCCAAAGGCAAGAAGCUUCUUGCCCGACUUCUCCCAUUCUUGGACCAUGAUUCUGCACUGGAAAUCCUGUAUGUGGUCAGCGCUCAGCUACCUACCCUGAUGAGCAGAGACAUGGAUGAGUCUCUCCCGGUGCUCUACACCCCUCUGCAAACUGUAAUUGGAGUCCUGACCUUCAGUCAGCUCACCAAGGUCCUCAGAGACUUGACGAUGUCAUCAGAGUCUGUGGCGACCUACGAGUGUCUUGCGUUGGUUUGUCAGAACAAGUUUGGCCUGUCGUUACUCUACACCCUUCUUUCCCAAGGAGAGACGCUGCUGUCCUCAGGUGUCCCUCUGGAGCCCAGCAUUGGAGACUUUGAAACAUGGACAGACAUGAUCUUCCAGGUUGCGGGUCAGCUGUCCCAGUGUUCCCUGGUGGAGCCCCUCCUCCUCCCAUCCAACCUCCUGACCCUGUUCUGCCGCUACGUGGACAAGUGCACCAUCCAUCAACUGAAGAACAACAUGGAAUCUGCUACAGGUUUCCUGGCUCUUCCAUCAUAG
Molecule: messenger RNA, 1968 nt
Organism: Lampris incognitus (smalleye Pacific opah)
Lineage: Eukaryota; Metazoa; Chordata; Actinopteri; Lampriformes; Lampridae
Gene: patl2
Product: PAT1 homolog 2
Exons: 17
Coding region: 1-1968 (655 amino acids)
Biological process (GO): deadenylation-dependent decapping of nuclear-transcribed mRNA; P-body assembly
Cellular component (GO): P-body
Molecular function (GO): RNA binding
Source: RefSeq, a predicted model, not a curated record